AUGAAAUUAUUUAAACAAUGUUAUAAAGAAUUCUUUCUUCAAGCCUAAACACAAGAACUCUAUAAAUAUGAAGAAUCUUUAAAUAGUCUAACUCUUUAAUUUAUAUCAGAAGAAUUAGAAUUGUCUUAUUAAAAUAGAUAAAUGGCGAAAGUAAUUGUGUAAUUUAGGAUAUCUAUCCUAUUAUAGAUAUUAAUAAAUAUAGGGUUUAUCAUCAACUCUGCUGUAGUGUACAAUUCACCAGAUAUUGUGAAAUUUAGAUUAAUAUUUAUUGGAUGGAUGCUCAUUUGUUUAUUUUUAUAGAAAAUUUCUAGGAAAUAUUGGAAUAUCACCACGAAUAUACUGAAUUUUAUAAAUAGUGUGAUAAGUGUGUUAUUGUUUGCCUUCUUUACAAAAUUUGUUAAUACAGCCUAAACAAACUUUAAUGAUGUUAUGAGUCUUUCUUUAAUAUCUGGUUUGUAAUAAGGAUUAUUUGCUAUGAGUUUUUUUUUAAUAUAAUCAAACUAUAUAAUGUAGAGUUUGACUAUGCUUAGUUUCUUCAUUAUAAUAAUGGGAAUAUUUACCUAAUUUUUAAAUUAUAGAUUAUGGACAUAAUAUCUCCUUUUAAUAUUUACAUGUUAUUUAUUAAGAUAGAAUGAAAAGACAAAUCGUUUGAAUUUUUUAUUAAUUCAUAAAUCUCAUAAGAAUUUAGAAGCUUGUAAGAAACUUUAUGAUGAAACGGUUCCAACUUCAAUAAUAAUAUUGGAAGAGAAUAUACAAUAAGAAGGAGUUAAAAAUGAUUUAUUAAAUUCAGCAGUUACUUAAAAAGAGAAACUUUAUACAUAAGAUAGUAAAAUUAUGAAUGUAGCUUACUUUAAUAAAAGUGCUUCUAUUCAUUUUGAAACAGCCUAAGAAGAUAUUCUAACAGAAAGAUUAAAUGAGAUAGAAAUUUCGAAUUCUGAAAAUUCAGUUUUAAAUUGUGAAAAGAAUAAGCUUUUAGAGAAAAUUUAAGGGUUAUAAUCUACAUUACAGACUGAAAUGCGAUUCAAUACAAUAAAUUAAUUUGAUUAUUAAAUAAUGUCUAUUAAUAAAAAAAUGUAAUGUUAAAGAGUAUAAAUAAUAAAUAAUAUAUAUAGGUUUUAAAAUAAUAAAAAGUUUAUUACUAUGAUGCAUAAGCUUAAGGAUGUUUAUGGGAUGGAAAAUAAUGUAUUAUGUUAAUAUUGAAUGAUACUACUGACAGAGUCUUAAGAAUAAAGCAUCUUUAAGAAUUAGACAAUUAUAAAGAUAAUUUAUUAGCAGCAGUGUCUCAUGAUCUGAAAACUCCAUUAAAUGGUUAAAAUAUUUUAGCAAAUUUAAUUAAAACAAUGAUGGAAAAUAAAUAAUCUAUGAUUAGAAGUGAUAUUUAAGGUAUAAAAAUGUAAUAAUAUUUUUAAGAAAUUGUUGUACAUAUUGAUGAUAUGAUUUCUAAUUAAUAAAUAUUAUUAACAAUGAUAAAUGAUUUGAUUGAUUAUUCAUAAUUAAAAAAAUAAGGAUUAAGAUUAAAUUAUACUUAAUUUGAUCUUUCUGGAUGUGUAUAACAAAUUUAAAAGAUGUUCAAAAGAUAAAUGGAUUUAAAAUAAUUGUAAUUUAAAAUUGUUGGAUUAGAUGAAUAGAUAAUAAUGUUUACAGAUUAAAUUCGAUUAUAGUAAAUUUUAUAUAAUCUAAUAUCAAAUGCUAUAAAAUUCACUUAUAAUGGAUUUAUUACAUUAAAGAUUUAGAAAUAGAUAUCUAACAACUAGAAUCUUAUUAAUUUUUCUGUUUAGGAUACUGGAAUAGGAAUACCUAUGAAUAUUUAGACUAAAUUAUUCAAAGCAUAUUCAACUUUUAAUUUAGGAAAUAAAAAUUCAUAAGGAGUAGGAUUAGGUUUAGUAAUAUCUAGAAAUUUAGUUGGUUUAUUAGGACCAAAUGAAUUUAUAGAAAUGAGUUCAAUAGAAAAUAAAGGAUCAAAUUUUAGUUUCUCAAUAUACUUGAAUGCUUAACAUAAAGAAUGCAAUUUUAUUAAUACUUUUUAAGUAGAUAAUGGAACUCCUGAUAAUGAUCCAUCUCCUAUUCAUAAAGUUCCAAAUCCUUUAGUUAAAAGACCUAAUAGAAAAUAUUAAACAGUUGUAGAUAUAUCUACAUCUUUAUAUUAAAAAUUAAAAAUAUUAAUUGUAGAUGAUACAAUCUUUAAUAUUUACGCUUUAAAAUAAUUAUUAAAACAAAUCAUUAUUUAAUGUGAUAUUCAUGAAGCUCAUAAUGGAUUAGAAGCAUUAGAAAAAGUCUAAGGAAUUAGAUUUGAUAUUAUUUUUAUGGAUAUCAAUAUGCCAACAAUGAAUGGAAUAUAGGCUACUUAAGAAAUUAGAUAAUUUGAAAAAAAUAACUAAUUUUAAAGGUCAAUAAUAUGCAUGCUAUCUGCUUUCUAGGGAGAAAGUGAUUUAUAAGAAUCCUUAAGAAUAGGAGCAGAUUUACAUUUAUCAAAACCUUUCUAAAUUAUUGCUCUAAAGACUAUCUUGAAAUAAUUUAAUUUAAAUUGA
This is a messenger RNA of Paramecium sonneborni, 2528 nucleotides long. The record is from the annotation of a GenBank genome assembly. Lineage: Eukaryota; Ciliophora; Oligohymenophorea; Peniculida; Parameciidae.